Messenger RNA from Aureobasidium melanogenum CBS 110374, 675 nucleotides. Its product is annotated as HMG-box. The transcript is spliced from 5 exons. Gene Ontology annotation, molecular function: protein binding. Gene Ontology annotation, cellular component: nucleus. The annotation marks the transcript as partial. The record is from RefSeq and is a predicted model, not a curated record. NCBI's taxonomy places the organism in Eukaryota, Fungi, Ascomycota, Dothideomycetes, Dothideales, Saccotheciaceae. Gene Ontology annotation, biological process: regulation of gene expression.
UGGACAUUUCGCGCGCACAUGUCGACCCUCAAACAGGUCCUCGACCGUUUGGAUCUGGCGCGAUAUCACGAUGCCUUUGUCGACGAGGGUUUCGACUCUUGGGACACGCUCAUGGACGUCACCGAAUCGGAUCUUGAGGCUCUCAACGUGAAACUUGGUCAUCGACGAAAACUUCAGCGAGCCAUUCUCAAUGCAUCCAAAGACAGAACCCCUCUUCCACUGCUUUUGCACUCUGCCUCGCGCGACGAGUCUGCUGGCCUGGACGAGCCCAAAAAGACCCAAACACCACACUUUCGGCAACAAAACUCGAUAGAAUCACAAGAACAGGAUGCUGCAGCCCGGAACAAUGGCCCACCACAGAGGAGCAAACGGAAGUACAGGCGGCAUCCCAAAGCAGACGAGCACGCGCCGGAGCGACCUCCGUCAGCAUAUGUCAUCUUCUCAAAUCAGAUCCGCGAUCAGCUCAAGGGCAAAGACCUCUCGUUCACUGAGAUUGCUAAGCUCGUUGGGGAGCGAUGGCAGGAACUAGGACCAAAUGAGAAGGAGCCAUGCGAACGCGAAGCCCAGGCGCUCAAAGACAAGUACUACUCGGAGCUGAGGCAGUACAAGAAGACGCCGCAGUACAAGCAGUAUCAGGAUUACCUGAUCGAGUUCAAGGCAAAGCACUCGGGCGAA